CGUCGCGGCCAGCGUCUACAAUCUCCCGUCUAGGGGGGCACCCUGGUUGUGAUCUUUCACCGUCAUCGACUCACUUAUCACCUUGGUUCACUUCUUGUCCUUUCCCUCUACUACUUAACACCAAACAGCACCCGCACUCAACGAUACCGUUUCCUUGGAACUUGCACACCUUCGAAGAUCACAAGCACUCACACCAGAGAAUCUUGGACUGCUUGAUGAGCGUCUUACCUCCGGACACAAGACUCGUAACGAUCAACCCGUUGCGCUCCCAGCUUCUACUCGACCAGCAAGCACCAUCGUGCGAGCAAUCACACACGGCCAGUUUUAGCCGCUUCAUCCCAUCACGGAACUCCAAAUCACCUUCGCCCCUCGCAAAGCUUCACUCAACCGCAACCAUGCCUACUAAAAAGCUUCAUUCGAACACGCUCAUAUCAUCGACCCUUCCGCCUCCGUACGCCCCAGGCUCCCUCAACAUAGACAUCGAUACCGAACCAUCAACCUGGGGUCCUGAGCACCUGCUACCCAAGAAAGUCGGACUCUCCCUGCGCAACAACUUGGGCAGAAGCGUGAAGCAGCAAAGACUAAAAGACCACCGCACUACCAAUGCACACAUCAAGGACGUCUUAGGCGUCAAAUACGACAAAAUCGACACAAAUUCGAUGUCGAGGGAGCAGCGCGGUGGCUUGCUGUGGAGCCUGCGCAAGGCGGCUCUCAUGGGUCUUCUGUAUGCGGGCGAGGGCCCGAUGCAAGUCACCCAUCCUGAGGAGUUUGAUGUUGAUGAGGAGGAAAAGUGGUUGAUAGGGGUGCACAAGAAGUUUUUGAAAGCUGCACCAGAGAAGAGUGGGUGUGGGGAUGGAUGCGAGGAUGAUGAGGAUGAUGAGGAGGUUUGGCCGACGGUGGGAGCGUCUUUCGAGAAGAAAGAGGGCCAGGAUUUUGUCGAGAGCGACAGCGAGUCUGAAGAUGGCGCGGACGGCAAUGCGGAUGCGGAACAAGAAGUGAAUCACAAGGACGGGGCCGACAUCAAGGACCGGGUGAAGGUUACGACCGAGAGCAAGGGUGAUGAAUGGUCGGAGCCUAGGAAACGAAACUGGGGCGUCGAGUGCAAGCCUUGUACUCGUGGCUUCGGGAUGAUGGUUGGUGAGGAGGGAGAUUCAACAGCUGAGGACGAGCAGGACUUAGGGAAGAACGGAAUCCCCAAGAUUGCGAAGAUGGCGUAUGAGAGCAAGGGCGGGGAAGGAGGACUGGUGGGCAGGAAUCGAAAGUGGGGCGUCGAGUGCAAGCCUUGCACCAGUGGCUUUGGGAUGAUGGCUGCUGAGGAGGAUAUCAAGAUGGGAGGCUUCUAUUGAGGAGUCAAAAAGAGGGACAGAUGAUGGAGAGGCAACGUUUGAGUUGCUCCACAAACCGAUCUUCUGGUGCUGACCGGGAAACGUAUUGAGUUGAGCAGGGAUAGAACGACAGAGAACCCCAACCCAUACGCAGAUAGUCGAGAAACAAUCUCCGUGCACCGAGAAGA
Neohortaea acidophila is the source of this 1513-nucleotide messenger RNA. RefSeq lists its product as uncharacterized. The coding region runs from base 216 to 1346 and encodes 376 amino acids. Lineage: Eukaryota; Fungi; Ascomycota; Dothideomycetes; Mycosphaerellales; Teratosphaeriaceae. The record is from RefSeq and is a predicted model, not a curated record. The transcript has a single exon.